AAAAGAGAAGUGAUUAGUGAAAUACAGCAAAAAAGCUUGAGUCAAUAACAUCGUCUUUCAUACAAUAUUUCAGAAUCUAAAUCUAAUCAAAAUGUCCAAUGCAGCGCAAAAGUGAUUUUCAAUGGCUUGUGAUGUUUCAUAAGAAACUCUUAAAUAAAAAAGUUUCUCUCACUUGUAGCAAUAAGAUGUAAACGAUAUUUAAGAAGGUCCACGUCCAGACAUGGGUUCCAGAAUACGAGAUACAGUGCGAUACUUAUUUGAACUAUUCUGUGAAGUUUCGCCUGGAGAUCAAGCAAGGGAACCUUACAUUGUAAAAAAAUACCCAGAUUCAUAUAGAAAUGAAGAAGAAUUGAAGAAUAUUCCUAAAUUCACAUUCCCGUGCCAGUUUGAUAACACUUAUAUACAAAAAUACUCUUUUGUAUUGACAUCAGUGGAUUCCAAAUACACAUUUUGCUUUUGUCGAUAUGAUCCAAAAGCAAAUACCACAUUUCUCAUAUUGUCACAUUUACCAUGGCAUGAUAUAUUUUACAAUUUAUUAAACUGCAUAGCUAACCUAGCGAAUAGUCCUGAGAGAGGGGAGCUGACAUCGUUUCUAGAAGCAUGUCGGAUAAGGCCACCUAUGCCCGGACAUACACUCAAAGUCACUUACAAUGCUGGUCAUAAUGUGUUCUCAUGUCAAUGUCCAGAUAACAAGCUGCCAAGUAUUCCGGAAAAUUAUAAUCUCACGGAAUACUUCAGCGCAAUGGACGGUAAAUGCAUGGUGGGAUUAUGGGCUGCGCUGUUACAUGAGCGACGGAUAGCCAUAGUCGCUUCUAAACCAUCUCGGCUCUCGGCGUGUGUGCAAGCCGCUAAUGCGACGCUGUUCCCGAUGUCAUGGCAACACAUAUUCAUUCCAAUAUUACCUAAACACUUGGUCGACUAUCUAUUAGCACCCAUGCCAUUUCUUAUUGGAGUUCCCGGAAGCGUGAUGAAGAUGGUGCGAAUGUCGGAGCUGGGCGACGUAGUUAUCUUAGAUGUAGAUGCAAAUGAAUUAAGAUCUCCAUUUAACGAUUUGGAAAGUCUCCCGCCUGAAUUGGUGACAAAUCUAAGAAAAGCAUUAGGCGAUAAACAUGUUCUUGGUGAUGUCGUGUCCAGGGCGUUCUUACGGGCGUUAGUUUGUUUGAUUGGAGGCUACAGGGAUGCUAUAAGAAUCGAGAGAGGUGAACGAAUAACAUUCAAUCCAGAGGCGUUCGUUAAAACAAGGAAAAAUAUGCAGCCGUUCCUUAAGAAAAUACUCCAGUCACAAAUAUUUCAACAGUUCAUUGACGAGAGGCUGGACCUCUUGAAUUCAGGCAGGGGCUUCAGUGACGAGUUCGAAGUGGAAUGCAACAAUUUCGCCGACAAGCUGAACACGGGCAGUGGGCAAAGACUGAAGAAACAAUACCGGGACUGGGCUAAAAACGUGAAAAAGGAGGGAGGCGCUUUUUUCAAGACUGUCAAAGAUAAGGCGAACCCCGCAGUACAAUCGGCUGUGAAAACGGUUCGACAAGGCGGCAAAAAUGUGAAAUCUGCAGUUAGAGGAUUAAAAAAUAAAAUCCCGAAAACGGGAUCUAGACCAUCCUCUAUAAAUACCACAGAUGAUAGCAGAUUCUCGUGCGGCUCCGCGACCCCAGUCUCCUCGGACUCGGACACGUCGCCGUGCCGCGAGCCGGCGCGCGAGCCGGCCGCGCUCCCGCUGGACUUGCUCACCGAGAUGGAGUUCCUCUUCACCAAGCGGCGGGACAGUUUCCCCGGCUCGCCGCGGGAGGUCGCCACUCUGCCCGAUAAAUCCAAGACCCUGUCACCACAACCCCCACCCCGAUUACUGGAACGUCCCCACCCCCCACUCCGAUACCCAAUCGUGUCCACGGAGAAAUUAGUCGAUAUAUCGGACGCGCCCGCGCCGCCGCCGCGCGCGACCCCAGCGCCAUCUACGGCGCAUUUCAUUAGUAACAUCACAAAAAACGCGCCGUCAGCGACCGACUUCCACACGAGCACCAUUCGGUUCUCGGAGGGCGGCGACAAAGCGAAAUUGAAAUUAACGCUGUCGAACCAAAGGCGGCAGUCGAACGCGUGCAACGGCAGUGCGGUCAAACUGCCCGCGCCCGCACGUCCCGCCCGGCCCGCCCGGCCCGCGCACAAGCCGAGGACGCAAGAGUCGUGUGGGUCUGACGUGGAUCUCAUAAAACUGGACGAUUCGCCGACAGGCCUCGAAGAUUUCGAUCCGCUCAAGUUUCGGGAUCGAAAGGAGAAAAUCGAAAAAAUGAAAUCUUCCACCGAUAGUGCACUUUUGCACGAAUACGGUUUAGAUUUCAGCCAGUUUGGUCUGUCGAAUUUCACAAGUACCUCGAGCGCGGAUCAGGACACAUCGUCUAGUGUGCCUAAAGGGUGGACUACGUUCAACUAACCCAUCAGCUUUAUUAAUAAUAAUAACGUGCGCAGGAAAAUGUACCUAAUAGACCAUACGAUCUGUGGUUCGUUGAAAAUGGAAAGUUUUUAUAAAUGUGAUUUUCUCAUUGCUUUAUUUUUGGCGGCGCAAUUUUUUCUUAAUAUAUAUUAUCUGUAUUGAAAUGGAAUAUAGUCUCAUAACAAAUAACGUAAAGGCGUAAUGAGAUAUCUUAUAAAUUAUAUCUGUAUAGAUAAAAGGGACAUCGCUUUUGUGUUUAAUUAUAUUUAAAUUUUUAAUUAUUUAUUUAGUUUUAUUAUUGUACAUAAUGUUACAUAUCAAUGAGAUUUGUAAAUUUAAUACAUUUAUCUUUAAUUAAUAUAAUAUUUGUAUAUUAGUAAAUGAAUUGUAUUAUACUUUAUAAUAUUAUUUAUGUUAUUGUGAAGGAAGUAUAAAAACUCAACAACGAAAUUCACAAGCAAUAUUUAUAAUAAACAUACAUAGUUACCUCACCAUCACACGAGAUAUUUAAAAAAAUAAUCAAUCGCGUAAUGGUCAACAUU
Messenger RNA from Zerene cesonia (dogface butterfly), 2967 nucleotides. RefSeq names its product DENN domain-containing protein 1A-like. Gene Ontology annotation, molecular function: phosphatidylinositol phosphate binding; guanyl-nucleotide exchange factor activity. The transcript has 14 exons. NCBI's taxonomy places the organism in Eukaryota, Metazoa, Arthropoda, Insecta, Lepidoptera, Pieridae. Bases 221 to 2425 code for a protein of 734 amino acids. Gene Ontology annotation, cellular component: cytosol; intracellular membrane-bounded organelle. The record is from RefSeq and is a predicted model, not a curated record. Gene Ontology annotation, biological process: endocytic recycling; endocytosis.